UUCCUCUGGGCUGUCAGGGAGUAGUGCGCGGUUUCCCGGCGGGUGAGCCUCAGCCUAGCUUACAGGGUAGCGGCAGAGGUGACUGUGCCGGUGGAACACGGGCCGCUCUUCCCCCCUCACAGCAAGCGCGCGAGCACGCUCCCUCCGACUCGUUCGCUUGAGCGGCUCUCUCAGAAGUUCGACCCCAGGGUUCCGUCGGUGAAGAUCGACCCUAAAACCGAGAAGGAAACCGAAACUGCUGCGCCCGAGCCCGCCCCCCUUUCCAGAAACGUAUCAGUUUCGAUUCUCCGCGAAGCUAAGCUCCGCGCCGCCCUCGAACGAGCUAGCUAAAACAGCGAGCGAGCGAGCGAGCGAACGAGCGAGCGAACGAGCGGACGAGCGAGCGGAGAGCCAGCACCAUGGCGGACCCCGGGGUGUGCUGCUACAUCACCAAAAUCCUGUGCGCUCACGGAGGCCGUCUGACCCUGGAGAAGCUGCUGGAAAAGGCAGGACUCUCCGAGGCGCAGCUCCGCCAGGAGCUGGAGGCCGCCGGCCCCGACCGCUUCGUGAUCCUGGAGACGGGCAGCAAGGACGGGGUCUCGCGGUCGGUGGUGGCCACCACAAAAGUCCGAAUCUGCCGGCGCAAGUUUUGCCAGAGGCCCUGCAACAACCUGCACCUCUGCAAGCUCAACCUGCUGGGUCGGUGCCACUAUUCGCAGUCGGAACGGAAUUUAUGCAAGUAUUCUCACGAUGUUCUCUCAGAAGAUAACUUCAAAAUCCUGAAAAAUCAUGAACUCUCAGGACUGAAUCACGAGGAGUUAGCGGUGCUCCUGGUCCAGAACGACCCCUUUUUCCUGCCUGAGAUUUGCAAAACUUACAAGGGAGAGGGUCAGAAGCAGAUUUGUAACCAGACGGGAUGUGAACGACUCCACAUCUGUGAAUACUUCACCCGUGGGGAAUGUUCUUACCUCAACUGCCUGAGGUCCCAUAACCUGAUGGACAGAAAGGUGCUGGCUGUCAUGAAGACACAUGGGCUGAGCCCAGAUACAGUUCAGAACAUCCAAGACAUCUGCAACAGCCAGCAUGCCCGGAGGAACGCCUCUGGCUCCAAAGCUCCUCCCUCGCAUCAUCAUCAUCGAAGGCCAAGGGUGAAGACAAAUAGAAACAGAAGCAAGAGUAAAGACCGACACUUUCAUUACGGCAGCCAAGAGUUUGUUUCAUCUGCUUUGGCUUCUCAGAGGUCUUGCACAUCCAGUCCAGAUCCCAUCAGUUAUGAAUCUCCCUUGGAGGAUGAGCCUGUGGACAAACUCACACACAAGCUGGCCGAGCUAGAGAGCAACGCCCAUGCUGAGCCUUCCUCAGGCUUGGCCAACCCUGCUGACCUUACAGGACAAGGAAAGGUGGAGGAUGGCCAGAGGUUCCCAGCUGAUGCCAGGGUGGGCAGCCUCCUGAAUGGGAAUCACAGCAAUACCAACUCCAACUCCACUUCUAUCCCUGAAGGCUCCAGGAAACCUGCAACUACAAAUAGCAUGUUUUGGCCUGAUCUCAAGAACACCAACGGCAAAAGUAGAGUGGCAGACAGCCUCCACGUCCCUCUUGGUAAUGAUGCUAAUGCAGGGGCCCCAGAAACAGCUUCCUCAAGAUCUGCAAAUUUCAAAACAGUUAUGGAAGCUCAAAGAGAAAUCCCAUCAAGCAGGAUUCAAAAGGCCCCAGGAACUAGCCCCUGGGAUUCCCCAAGCACUGGGAAAAUGAGACAUGCCGAGGACCCAGGCGUGGUAUUUCCGUAUGAGAAAGACAGAGAAAGUAUAUUCCAGGCUAAGCAGUCUCUCUCCAACCCAUCAAAUGUCUCUGGGAAGAUUAUAGAUCAAAGAGCUGAUGUGGCUAAAACUGUGGCCCCUGAUUUGGGCAUAAAGAUGGCAGUUACUGUGGAAAAACAGACAAGCUCUGGAAGUCAGAGCCCGACAACCCAUGACAUGGCCACUUCUCGGGAAAAUGCUGCAUCUGCCCGAGCCAGAAUUCUGAAUCUACCCUCCCCACCUUCUUCAGGCCCCAGAGCUGCAGCCUCUGAGACCAAUGGUCAGAACUCUGCCCAGGUCUCUGUCAACCAAGCCAAUGAAUUCACAAGGAGGACUCCAGACUCUACCCGUGCUUCCGUAUCUGAUGUCUCGAGUCCCGAAUCUUCCAAGAUGAAUGAUCACAGCUCAAAGGAAAUUUGUCUUGACUAUUUGUAUAAUGGUUGUCGACAUAAUAGCAGCUGCAAUCGAAUGCACUUCAACUUGCCUUACCGGUGGCAGUUGUUCAUUGCAAACAACUGGGUGGACUGUAAGGACAUGGAAAGGAUUGAGGAGGCUUACUGUGAUCCCAAAGUUCAGAUCAUUUCUUUAGGAAACCAUACCAUCAAUUUCCAGAAGAUGAUCUGUGAUCGUACACUCAUGCGCCGUAUCAGCACGCCUUCAACCGUAACAGAUUCCUUUUUUUCCAUCUUUGCCACCAAAUGGACUUGGUAUUGGAGAAGUGAAUCUAGCAAAUGGAUUCCAUAUGGAGAAAAGGACAACAAUCAGCCCGCUUCAAGUGUUGACUCUUUGUACCUGGAGUCUGUGUUUCAGUCCUGCCCCAGGGGAGUUGUGCCAUUUCAGGCGGGUGUCCGAAGCUAUGAGCUGAGUUUCCAAGGGAUGAUUCAGACCAACAUUGUUUCCAAGACUCAAAGGGAGGUGGUGAGAAGGCCGGCCUUCGUGUCCGUGUGGGAGGUGGAGCAGAUGAGGAGGAUCCCAGGCUAUAAGCCCAGGCCGACCCAGGCAGAGCCUUUGCCCGCAGCAGCUGCUCCUCAGCCAAACCUUGGCUUAUUGCCCCCGGAUGGAUACGAGUUGAUGGAGCUCAAGCCCUCUUGUCCAGAAUAUUUAGGGAUAAGUGGGCACUUUAAAGUUUCUAUGAAAAAUUUCACCAUUGAAAAGAUACAGAAGAUCGAGAAUCCUAGACUCUUGCAAGCUUUUGAAAGGAAGAAGUCGACAAUGACGAAUAACGACGAAAAACUCUUAUUUUAUGCAACAAGCCGUACCUACAUGGAGUCUAUCUGUAGGAAUAAUUUUGACUGGACCUUGCAUGGACCCCAUGAAACUAAAUACGGAAGAGGAGGUUACUUUGCGAAAGAUGCCAUGUAUUCUCACAAAAAUUGCCCUGCUGAUACCAGAAACACCGUUAUGUUUGUAGCCCGAGUCCUCCCUGGCUUUUUCAUCGAAGGAAACAGGAUGUCCACGAGCCCUCCGCCGCAGUGUGACAGCUGUGUGGAUGCGACCUUGAACCCUUCUGUGUUUGUCAUCUUUCAGAAGGAUCAGGUUCUCCCAGCAUACGUGAUUGAGUACAGCGAAACAGACAAAGCCUGUGUGAUCAGUUAGAAAUGAGGGCUACACCAGUGUAAAGAUUGUCAUAACCACUGUGUUCAUUUGUACAACCAAAGUGCCCCAGGUAAUAGCGAAUUUGUACAUGUUCUGACCCUACCUAGCUACAAUUCUGAUACCCAGGUCGCACCCUAAUACCAGUGAACUGGUUCUGCAGUUGAGAACCAGGCAGUGUAGUAUCUUGAAAGCUCUCCUGAGAAUUGCAACACUUGCAUUGUCCUAGACGAGAUUGUCAAAGGCUGACUCCUCAGUUUUCUGUGAUCACAGAAACUUCUCUCCCACCUACUCUUAGCUUAUGUGUGACAUCACUUUGUUUGGGUUAAUUCAAAAAAAAUUACUUUGGGAAAUUGGACAGGAAUUGAAUAAUACCAUUUGAAAUAAGGAUAUGAGGCUUUACAUUGCUGGAUGGAAUAUCGGGAAAAUCUGAGGGCAAAAAAUGCUUAGGGACAUGCUGAGCAAAACAGGGGAGAGUAUAAAUGCUUUUGCGUUUUGUAGUGCUCUGUGAUGAGACUGAUAGGAGAUCUGCAUUUCUUUAUCUCAACAUUUAGGACAGACUUCUUCCAAGCAGAGUUUUCUGGCAAUAUAAUAAUAAGUAAUACCUAAUUUAGCUCAGCUAGAAGUGCCCAACUGUGUGAAUUGCCCAUGAGGGCCUUUUGUAUAAUUGAGGAGAAGUAGAUAAGACAUUUAUAUUGUGUAGUGCCUAGAUUACAGAGAAUGCUCCUCACUGCCACCCAGCCCUGCUCCCCCCAGCUCAGGUUCUCAUGAAAGUGUUUCUGGUUUUGGGGAUGGGGGAGGGAGAGGAGACUGGGUUGCCAAAAUAAGACUGAAACAAGCACAGCUGACAAACCUAAGUGCUGUUGUCAUUGUGCACAGUUGAAAUUAGAGCAGGGCCAUCCCUCCUGACGGCUAGGCCCUUUAACAAGGCGAGAUUUGUGCCCCGGUGUGUACAGAGGACAGUGUCCCAUACAGGACAUGUCCCUGCCAGGGGCUUCUUUUAGAAAUACAAUACACCUAUGGAAUUGUAUAAUACAGUGAGGUUUUAUAUUAGUUAAGGUACCUGGGACCAACAUUUUCCUUCCUUACUAUGAAUCAAGUUUUUCCUUCCAAUUUUUUUUUUCAACAUUCCAUACCAUUUGCCAACAUUUUCUAGUAUAGUUGCUUCCCGCAGAUGCGUAUAUGUCAUUAGCAUGGGAGUUGAUUUUCUGUUACAUUUUUUUAUCAGUACAUAGAAGUUCACAAUUCAUUUAAAGGGCUCUAGUAGCAAUAGUGUAGAGUUUGUUGUUGUUUUCUUUUAAGAGUAGGGUUAUCUUCUGGGAGAUUUGCAUGGCGGCUAUCUCAUUCACCUAUUGUAUUUUCACAUGAUCAUUCCUCGAGCUUGACUUUCAGAUUGUAGAAGUGCAGUUUAUCCACCUGGUUCUAACUGUGCUUUAGACGCCUCUCGUUGCCUGUCUUACAGGUAUCUCAGACUCCACACAUAUGGUGUGGAACUGUCCAUCGCCCCCAUGUUCUCUAUAAGACUAAACGGUGUCCCUGUCCCUCUGCCCAGCAGAACCCACAAGUCACCCUUGAAUCCCUGCCCUAUUCUAGCUCUACGUGGAAGCAGUUCCUUAGUCCAGUUUUAUUUCUUACAUAGCUCUUUGUCCAAGUUUCCUCUGCUUAGCAAUCACAGUAGUCAUCUUUUUAAAAAACAUAGUUAAUAAUGUUCCUUGGAAAUAAAUCUGAUCAUACCUGUAGGGUAAAGUUCAAAACCAUUUUCAUAACCCUUUAGGGUUGCUCCAUCCCCUGCCUUCUGUCAUUUAUUUUCUAUGCAAACCACUGUGGCUUUCUUUCAGUUCUUGGUGUCUUUUUUUGUUUUUCUCCAGUGGUUCUUAGCACUUCUGGCUUUGUUUUCCUUGAAGUGCAAUUCUGAGCAAAUAUACUCGCAUGCAAUACUAGAAGUAAGUGAAAAAUUAACUAAAUCAGUGUUAACUUAAGCAGCAAAUACAAGGUUCUUCAUCUGAUUAUACUGACAGUCUGAAGUAGUCAGAUGCUUCUACCUACUUACGAGUCAUUUUGAACAUAAAAGAAGGCAGACGGUCAGAAGCUCUUUUGUACAUAGAAGCCUGGGAAGGUGAAAUAGCAAAGGUAUGAGUGGGGACAUAAGAAUGAAAACCAGUGAUGCAAUAAU
Ochotona curzoniae (black-lipped pika) is the source of this 5541-nucleotide messenger RNA. RefSeq names its product zinc finger CCCH-type containing, antiviral 1 (gene ZC3HAV1). The record is from RefSeq and is a predicted model, not a curated record. The transcript has 13 exons. Gene Ontology annotation, molecular function: metal ion binding; NAD+ poly-ADP-ribosyltransferase activity. The coding region runs from base 399 to 3371 and encodes 990 amino acids. NCBI's taxonomy places the organism in Eukaryota, Metazoa, Chordata, Mammalia, Lagomorpha, Ochotonidae.